Messenger RNA from Heterobilharzia americana, 4125 nucleotides. Lineage: Eukaryota; Metazoa; Platyhelminthes; Trematoda; Strigeidida; Schistosomatidae. The record is from the annotation of a GenBank genome assembly.
AUGGGAUUGAAAAGUGUGGUGACUGGCAUUGUAAAUCCUUAUCAAGUUGCAGAGAAAUCGUGCAGUCCCGUAGUACUUGAAGAACGACGUAUUAGAUGUGCCUGUCCAUCUGUACAAGUGUUCAAAAAAUGCAUCAAACACAACUUUUUAGCUGUUCAACGUAUUCAUUACAAACUUGAUCGUAAACUGAAUAACUGUAAAAUGUAUAAAACAAAGGAGCUUAAGAAACUGACGUGUUCUAAACCUCAAUUAAUCCAAACUCCUUGUGGUAGUAAACUAGAAAACUACGAACAAUCUGAGGUGACAAAACUAUGGUAUGCGGAUCAGUGUAAAUGUCUACUUAAAGUCAUUAAGAAAAAGUGGGUUUGCAAUUGUCAAGCACGUUAUCCAAAACAAGUGAUCAAGAAAUGUCUACCAAAUGGUAAUCAAAUUCUUACUUUAACAACAAUAUGGCAUAAUGAGGGAAGGAAGUGUGUAAAUAGAACAGAAAAACAACUAGACGACAUCAAGUGCCCAAUGAACCUGAAAAUCGUCAAAGGUAAAUGUGACAGAAGUAAGACAGGACGUCUACCACUGACCUAUCUGCAACAACGUCCUAAACAUUGUCAGUGUGUUUGGCAAAGACUCAAAGACGUUGAAGUGAAGAAUCUUAAAUUAAAAUCAUCUGAAGCAUGUCGAUGUCAUCGCAAUUUCAUGGUUAAACGAUGUCAAUCAGCUGAUGGCAAUAAACCAGCUUAUUUAGUCCGAAUGUACUUUAAAUACCUCAUUCAACAAGGUGAAUGUCAUAUUUAUCGCAAAACUGAAAAGAAACCAGUAGUCUGUAAACUAGGCAGUCAAAUAAAAAAAUCAAAAUGUAACCCAAUAACCAACGAACACGUUGAAUCUAGAAUUGACACAUAUUUAGACGGUUGUCAGUGUCAUCGGAAAUUAGUUAAACGUCGUUGUCAGUGUAAUUGUCCGAAACCAAAGAACAAUUCCGUUUGUCAAAGUCGAGAUGGCUUAUUACGGAGAAUUAAAGUAGUUCAUGAAUUUGGAGAAGAUCAGUGUACCUGCAAAGCAAAAUACUACGUACAAUCCUCACGUGUUCAAUGCAAUGAACCACCCAAAUUGAUAAAAAUUGGGAAAUGUCAUAAACUGCCACAAAACGAAUCAGAAUACAUGCAAAAGAAUGAUCUCUAUAGAAAUGUAUUCUGGUCGCAGUUACACCGAGUGGGAUGUCAGUGUCAGCAUAAACGAUAUAUGGAACAAAUACCGUGCUACUGCUCACCCGAUGUAAAAGAAGAGAAAUACUGCAUCGCUGACAAGAUAAUAGAAAUUCGGAAAACUGAAAGAAAAUUGAGUGAAGAUAAAAAAAGAUGCAUACGGGUGGUUAUUUCAAAAGUUCGCCAUCCUAUAUAUCUAGAAAAACCUAUAUACGAUAAAAGAUGUAAUCUUAAAACUGGUAUUGAAACAAUAAUUCAAAAGUUACCACUCGUUGAAAACUGUAAACGACGUUACCGUGUGAAUGUAAGACACCGUAAAUGCAAAUGCAAAACUCAGCCCCGGUUAAUCCGUCAAUCCAAUUGUUCACCAAGCUGCAAAGUACAGUACAUGUGGAUAAUGGAAAGAUCGACUUCGGAUGGUAAAUGCAAAUAUUAUUAUCGCGUCAGACAGAGGGACUGUUGUUGUCCACCUGAAACUAAUUUAGGCACUUUCUGUAAUCGCUCUAAUGGUGUACUUGAUACUGGAUAUCGAAACUUUAAUCUGAUCAAUGGGAGAUGUGUGCCUAAGGACAGAUUCGUUGGGAAACAAAUUGUUUGUAAACGAAAUGAACGAAUUGUUCGACAUCAACAACCAAACGGUUGGGUAAGGAUUGAAAAACAGUUCUACGUACGUGACGGAUGUAGCUGUGUUCAAAAACUUGCUGUAGACUAUGACAAAUGGAACUGUCCUCCACCGGUAAUGAAACGACGAUGUAUACAAGCCAGUAAUGAACAAUUCAUCCUUGAAACUAUUUCAACCAAGUGGGAAUUAUCGGAUAGCAAGCCAAUAUGUUCACGUCUAGACACAGUUAUUGACCGAGUUCCCAUUGACUGUUCUGAGGAAUAUGUGAAUAAGUCCGACAAAUGUGCAUUUAAUCUAGGUCGACACGCCUUGGUUCGUAUUGAUCAAGUGACUUCAUUUUACGCUGAUGGUUGCCGAUGUAUUGAAAAUAAUGUACGUCAAGUAUUCACCGUUUGCAAAUGCUUACGUCCACAUCAAGAAAAAUCUUGCCUUCAUUCAGAAGGUGUUUUAAUUCACCAAAAUGUUCAUUAUGAAGUCUCUGGAGAUAAAUCACGUUGUAUACCACGUCGAACACGCAAUAUAUUUAAAGUCACAUGUUCACCAGUUGGUCCGCAAUAUAAAGGCAGAACACAAUGUGAUCCUAAAACGGGUAACUUUUACCAUCUGUAUGAAGAGAGUAAACGUGUUGGGUGUCAGUGUGUGAAAAGUGAAUUACGUGUUCCUGCAAGAUGUAAAUGUCCUGAACCUUAUACUCAAAUUAGAUGUUCAACAAAUAACGUUCAACAGUUGAAUACAACAACAUAUAAAUUGAGUUCAAAAGGAACGUGUAUUAAAUCUGAAAGAUUACACUAUAAGUUUAUAAAAUGUCAAAUACCAGAAGAAAUUCUCCAAGAAUCACCAAAUUAUGAAGUUGUACAAAACGAAUAUAGUGUAAGGCACUUACAUAAGUGCGGUUCUGCUGGAAAAUGUUCACGCAUUAUUCGUGAAUAUAAAGUUCACACAAAUCAACGGUGUAACUGCAUCGUUCAAAAACAACAGUACAAAGAGGCAUGUUGUUGUCCAACAGAACAAGAUCUGAAUCAGUUUUAUCCAGGAACUAAUUCAUCACAACCUAUGUUGUUUAGUAAACAAUGCGAUGCAGAUAAAGGUUUAAUAUUGAGUAAUACAAUUAAAUGGAAUCUUGAACAUGGCCAAUGUUGGCCAGUUGUGUACAAGACUAUUCAACCUAUUGUUUGCGAUGGAAAAGAAUUUUUGAGACCAGUCAGCUUUUGUCGUGCAGGACAACAGAAGCAUAUACAUCAACGUGAGAUACGAAAAGGAUGUGGCUGUAAGGCGAAUAAACGUGUUGUCACAAUACCAUGUUCUUGUGAUCCACUUGGCAGUACCGAUGUAGUAUUUCUAGUAGAUGAAUCUAUGGAGAGUAAACAAGUUGACUAUUCACAAUAUGUUCAUAAGAUAAUAAAGCAUACAGUAAAUAUCUUCUAUGAAUCAUCUCAGUCAGCCAAUUUGGAUGAGUUGUUCCGGUUUUGUAUAGUCAAGUAUUCAUUGAAAACUAAGAUUGUUUCCGGUUUAAAAAGUUACAGUGAACUUUAUGAGUUAUAUGCUGAAAUAAAGAAACUGACAUUGAAUAAUGGGCAGCAAUCAGAUUUGAAAUUGGCUUUGCGAUUUUUAAUGAGUCGGAUUAUCCCUCAAACACGUCCUGGAGCUUCAUUGAUUAUCUAUAUAAUCACUGACGGUGCUAGGAAUCAAUUGCCAGCUGCUAAAAAAUUGUCUGAUUAUCUAAAGACACACAAUGUUCAAAUAAAUGUCUUACUACUUAUAUCAGAUCGAGUUUACGAUGUUCAAUUUUUCAAGCAGUUAGUUUCACCACCAAGUGCAAUUCAUUUAGUUGAAUUGAAAAGGAAUUCGGAUCAAUUAUCACGCAACCUCAGUCGAAUAGCAGAUACAAUUUGUAAGAAAUCUUGUCCAUUAAAUUACAAGAAGGAAACUUCCUGCUCAUAUGGCACAAAUUGUGUUGGACGUACUUACACUUUUAUGUAUCGCUUUGAUUCGGUUAAAGGUCAUUGUGUUGGAAAAACAAUUGUGAAACGCAAACGAUGCUGUUGCAUGCAAGUGGUUCAACGAAAAAGGAUAUGUGAGAAUAAUCAUUUAAUCCACUAUACAACAAACUGGCAGCUAACAUCAAAAGGUUUUUGUAAACAAUAUAUAACUCGAAGAGAUGUCACUGGACUAGCUAUCAGUCAAUAUUCUGAUGUUAUCACUUGUUUGUUCGUAUUUUAUUUUUACUUGGCUCGAUUGGCUCCUCCUAAUGAUUGGUUACCGUUUGGUAUUUUGGAUACUGUCGUCAACUGUAUUGUGUGA